Molecule: messenger RNA, 578 nt
Organism: Cuscuta epithymum
Lineage: Eukaryota; Viridiplantae; Streptophyta; Magnoliopsida; Solanales; Convolvulaceae
Source: the annotation of a GenBank genome assembly
UAGACAACGUAGUUUGUCUUAUGCUCCAUUUGUGGAUAAGUUCUUCUCUUCUGACCAAUACGCCGCCACGUAUCAUAGGGUGUUCAAACCGAUUCCUGAUCGUGAUUAUUGGCCCAAUUACAAUGGACCCGAAAUCGUGCACGAUCCAUCCAUGCUUCGGGCAAAGGGAAGACCAAAGUCGACCCGUAUUAAGAAUGAGAUGGAUGAAGGCCCACGAGGAACGGUUAGAUGUGGAAGAUGCCACCAAACCGGCCAUAAUAGAGCGACAUGUGCAAAGAGAUCAUCUAGACAAGAGGGGGGGUCCGCCGGGCAUGGAGGUGAUAGCGGAUCCUGGGCCGAGUGAUCCUUCUGUCCUGACACUGCAGGCCUCACACAGGAGUGAGGAUGUUUGGCUUGGCAUGGAUGUGCAGGUUGAUAGGUGCCGCGAGCAUCUGCGGGGUUUGUCCCAUUUACAUGUCGACCCCAGAGUCCUAGCAUAUGUUCGUGCAGCAGGUUUUUUUACACUGCACAGGUUAGUGGCUACUGUGCCUUUAGAUAGAGCCCUCCUCACUGCUCUACUUGAGCGUUGGAGGCAGGAG